UAGAAAGAGAUGGAGAGAAAGAGAGGAGGGAUUGUGGAAUUGAGAAAGAGGAGGAGGGGAGGAGCAGUAAUCAUAGGGCCUUGGCCAGCUGAGUUCUCACUCAUUCACAGACUGGAUGGACUUACUCCAAUAGUUGCUCUCAGCUGGAGGAUAACAGGAAUCAAACAACAUGAAGACAGUUUUCCUGUGGCUACUCCUCCUCAGUGUGGUUCGCUGCAGUUUCAGUGCCAGGAUACUGGCCAUGGCACCUUUCCCUGGCAAGAGUCACUACAUCUUUUUAUCUGGGAUCUUUAAAGCCUUGCAUCAAAGAGGACAUCAUAUAGUCGAAUACAGUCCCUUCCCUCCCAGUAAACCGUUGGCUAACUACACCCACGUGGAAGUCCACACGGAAUUCGAAAAGCAAACUCAAAAUUGGACUUUCGAUCAAUUUUCACAAAUAGCAAAACUUUCCAACAGCAUCUGGCCCAACCCUUUUGGAUUCAUAAAUGUUUGGUGGAUGACAAACCCAAUGUGUAAAGAAAUCUUUCAGCAAGAGAGCAUAAAGAACCUGAUAAACUCUAAGGAGCACUUUGAUCUCGUGAUAACAGAGUCCACUUUUGGACAAGAAUCAAUGUUAGUGUUUGGAAGUAGAUUUGGAGCACCAACAAUCACAGUUCAAGGAUUCUCAAGUGUUCCGUCUUUGAAUAGAGAUGCUGGUAAUGCAUUGUCUAUAGCUACAAUUCCUGAGAUGGCAUCUUUUGUUGCAACAGACAAUAUGACUUUUGUGCAAAGACUAUUCAACUUUGUGUCAGUUAUAUGCUCUCUGCUACUCUACUACAACUAUCAGUUGCCCGCCCAAGACAAAAUCCUGCGAGAGUACUAUAUCCAAGAUGCACCCAGCAUUGGUGAACUGGUUGGGAAUGUCUCUCUUUACCUCGUCAACAGCCAUCCUGCUGUAGAGUAUCCAAGGCCAUACACUCCAAAUAUCAUCCCCAUCGCAGGCAUCACUAUUUCUCCUGACAGGACACCACUUCCCAAGGAUCUCAAGAAAUUUAUGGAUGAUGCCAAGGAAGGAGUGGUGUACUUCAGCUUGGGGACGGUUGUGCCAGUUCAUAUCCUUCCAGAGGAGCUGCUUCAAGCAUUUGUCAGUGCUUUCAAGAAACUGCCACAGAAAGUUAUCUGGAAAAUUGAUCUUGAAAGUAUUCCAAAUCUUUCCAAAAAUGUGAUGCUCACAAAAUGGGUACCUCAACCUGGAGUAUUAGCUCACCCCAACUGUGUCUUGUUCAUGACACAUGGAGGAGCAUUCAGCCAACAGGAAGCCAUCCAUGCAGGAGUACCAACUGUUGGUAUUGCAUUUUUCGGAGAUCAGCCCUCCAAUGUCAAGUUUGCAGAAUACCGCGGUAUUGGUAUCAGACUAGCUUUUGACAGUAUUUCAGAGGAAACUAUCUCUACAGCAAUUAACACUGUUUUGAAAAAUCCCAAGUACAAAGAGAACGUUCAGCGACUAUCUCGUAUAUUUCACGAUAGACCAAUGUCCCCCGCUGACUCAGCAGUGUUCUGGGUGGAGUAUGUGCUGAGGCAUAGAGGAGCUCAUCACCUGAGAUCUGCUGCCACACAACUGUCCUGGUACCAGCUGGCUCUCCUGGACAUCCUGGCAGUUGUCAUGGCUGUCAUUGUCAUCCUGUGUUUGGUCCUGUGGAAAUUAUUGUCAUUAGUCUUUUGUAGGAAAGGACAGAAAAAUGUUUCCAUGAGUAAGAAGAAAAACUGAUCAUCUUGGGUUAAUUUGGUGUGGAAGUGUUAAACUUCUUGUCAAAUGUAAUUAUGAGAUGGUAGGAAUCAGCCUGUUGUAUUGGAUUUAAAUCGGAAGACCCAUUAGCAGGGAAAUGUAAUGUAUCAAAUGAGACGCCAUUCGGAAGUCUCUGUGGAAGAAGUAGACAGUAGACAGUAAAAAAAUACUUUACUUCAAGAAAGUUUAAAAUACUUUUAAACAAACAGGUCAUAGAGCUCAGCUCACUUUUAAAUACUAUUAACAGAAGAAAAGAAAUUACAGCAUACAUUAUUAGUUGUCACCCAGUAUUUUUACAAUAUUAUCAGUUCCUCACUACAUCAUAACUUUCAACAUUCCACAAAGUAAUAACAUGCAUUUUCUAUGUUUAACAGAGCAAGUAUCUGAACAAUAAAUUCUGUGACAAAAUAUUUACUGUAACUGUAAAUUUUAAAUGAAAUAUCAACAAUAAAUAAAAUACUAAUACAAAUCAACAAUAGUUUUUAUGGUACAUCUAAUGAACAAAUCUGCAAUAAAUAAACAAAUACAAAUCAACAAUAAUAUACAGUAAAUAACUGCAGAUCAACAACAACAUACAGUAAAUUCUAACAGAAAUACCAACAAUAACUAUGCAAAAUUAAUAUUAAAUAAAUAUAUUUAUAGUGCUGAACAAAGUUUAAAACUAUUUACUAAAUAUAAAAUUUAGUGAUACAUAAACUAUGCUGCAGAGAUGCAGACUAAUACCAUUAUUAGAUAUUAAUUUCAUUUUUUGAGAAUUGCGAGGGAAU
Homalodisca vitripennis (glassy-winged sharpshooter) is the source of this 2532-nucleotide messenger RNA. Its product is annotated as UDP-glycosyltransferase UGT5-like. Gene Ontology annotation, molecular function: UDP-glycosyltransferase activity. Bases 170 to 1747 code for a protein of 525 amino acids. The record is from RefSeq and is a predicted model, not a curated record. The transcript has 6 exons. Lineage: Eukaryota; Metazoa; Arthropoda; Insecta; Hemiptera; Cicadellidae.